Molecule: messenger RNA, 758 nt
Organism: Neltuma alba
Lineage: Eukaryota; Viridiplantae; Streptophyta; Magnoliopsida; Fabales; Fabaceae
Product: probable disease resistance protein At4g33300
Exons: 2
Coding region: 306-758 (150 amino acids)
Source: RefSeq, a predicted model, not a curated record
CAACCUUCUCAAAAACGCCCAACUUGAAGAUCAUUGUAGAGAAACUAUUCGAACACUUUGGGCAACCCAAGCCUGAAUUUCAAAGCAAUGAAGAUCCAGGUUACAAAUUGAGAAAUCUGCUUAAACAAGUUGGUGGGAGUCCAAUAAUAUUGGUCUUGGAUGACGUCUGGCCUGGAUCAGAAUGCCUUGUCGAGAAGUUUAAUGUUCCACUUUCAGACCUCAAAAUUUUGGUGACAUCAAGGGUCAACCUUCAGUUGGGGGGCUGCAUUUCACACCCCUUAGGAACACUUUCUCACGAGGAUUCAAUGACCCUUUUCCGUCGUUAUGCUAAGCUAAACGACGCAUGCCCUCGGAAUGAUCUUGCUGACCAGGCUGUCAGAUGUUGUGGGGGUCUGCCGUUGUUCCUUCGAAUUAUUGGAAGCAAACUUCGUGGGAAGCCAAUUGAGUUCUGGCAAAUCAUGGUAGAGGAAUUGUCGCAACGUCGCGGUUCUCUUCUUGAUUCAGAUGAUGAGGUGCUUGCUUUCCUCGAGAAAUGCUUGGAUGUUUUGGAGGAUAAGCCCAUUGUCAAGGAAUGCUUCAUGGACUUAGGCCUGUUUCCUGAAGAUCAGAUGAUCCCCGUUUCCGCCCUCUUUGAUAUAUGGACAGAACUGCAUAACCUAGAUGAAGAGUUCUGUGCAAUGCCAUAUAUCUACGAUUUAAUCCAGGAAUCUUUCCAAUGUCGUAGUUACCAGGUACCAUGGCUUUUUCUUAUCUCUUGA